This is a messenger RNA of Didymodactylos carnosus, 907 nucleotides long. NCBI's taxonomy places the organism in Eukaryota, Metazoa, Rotifera, Eurotatoria, Philodinida, Philodinidae. The record is from the annotation of a GenBank genome assembly.
CUUGGAUCAAGAAACGCAAGAAUUGUUUUCUUACAUUUCUUGGCACAAGAUCUUGAGCCAAGAAAGCAAGAAAUAUUUCUUGCUGCAAGAAGUGUCCCACUUUCUUGUUUUUUUCUUGCUUUCUUGUAGCUACUUGCAUCAAGAAGUUCCACUAGGGUGUCUCCAAGAAAUGCAAGAAAAAGAAGUAUCACUUUCUUGCCCAAAAAACGCAAGAUCUUGGCCAAAAAAUCAAAAAAAAACUUUCACUAGGGAUACCAGGCACGAUAUUAAUACAAAAUCUAUGUAUAGAUGUAUCCAUAUAUGAUCUAUAUGAAACAUUUAGCCACUUUGGAAUCAUCAAAGUAAGUGUAGGGCUCAGCUACGUACCCACGAUUUUUCGAAGAGGAGUGAAAUCGUUUCUUUUAGUGAUUUUUAGGAAAACAUUUUUUCUGUAAGUCUCUUCUUUCCAUAGUGAAAUUUAGGUCUGGUCUCUCUUUCUGUUAGAUUUUUGUCGCAUCCUAUGAUUCUUAAAAUCGGUUUUCCAAUAGAGGUAGUAUGAAAUAAUUUUCUAAGGCGGUGCCAUGGCCCACCCUCAACCCAAUAAUGGGUACGUCACUGGAAGGAGCACAUUGUUCUUUGAGGCUUUUACACUGAAUGUGCGCGUUUUUUAUCUAAAGCUUUACUCAUUUUAGAAUGCAAUCGCGAAGAUAGCGGCUCUGGUUCAUAUGGUGGCGAUUGUGGAUGGUACGAUGAUAUAGAAAAUCGAUAUGGAGACUACAAAUCACAUAGAAGAGGUGAUGGUCAAUAUAGAGGAAUAGCUGGUAAUGAAGAAUUUCAUGAUCAACGAGAUGCUUCACAGGAUGCCUUCCGGAAGAACGAGAGAAGUGAUAUGGGUUAUAUUCGACGAGAUCUAUUAUUUGAGAGAUAA